AUGGAUACAUUUUUAUCGCGAACACAUUCCUACCAGUUAUUCUCGGUCGCGAUCAAGCGCGUCGUCAGUAAACCCGUUCCCUCAACCGCAAAGUGGGUACCCAGAAUAUCGACCACGCGAUGCAGGCUCAUGUCGACAGCAGUAGGCCAGGUUAUCGACCUCCCCGACGGUAGGCGUCUCGGCUAUCAUGAGUUCGGUGAUCCUACGGGAACUCCAGUAAUUUACAUCCAUGGAACACCGGAUUCGGGAGUCACGCUCUCUGGGUUCGAAGACCCUCUCGCGAAACGGCUUGGCGUCCGCUGGAUUGCCCCAGAUCGUCCGGGUAUUGGGAAUUCCACAUUUUAUCCGCACCGUAGAGUCUUGGACUAUCCAGCCGAUCUGAGAACUUUGAUUCAGCAUCUCGAGCUUCCCAACUAUCGCAUUAUUGGAACGAGUGGAGGUACUGGCUAUACUCUUGCAUGCGCACAAGCAUUGCCUAGAGAGGAACUUCUAAUGGUCAGUAUAUGCGCUGGUGUCGGGCCCUGGGAAGCUGGUCAGGCUGGUCAGAGUGAGCUCAUUCAGAAACUCAUUAUGGUAUGGAAAGACCAGAACGAAGACUUCGUAAAGUACAUGGAAGGCAUCUUUCUCGCUGCAGCACAAGAUCCCGACCCGACCAAAAUGGAGGCAGUCUGGAGAGAACAGAUCAAGGUUUUCGAACCAAAAGAUCGAGAAGUUCUAGAGAAACCAAACGCCUUCCAGUCUGCUAUCAGAGUUUUCAGACAAGUCUAUGCCCAAGGAGGGGUGGGCCAUGGCCGGGAGAUGAAGCUCAACACUGAACCUUGGGGUUUCAACGUGGAAGACAUCGACUACGAGGGUAUCAGAUUGUGGUAUGGGUCUGCAGACGAGAAUACUUCACCAGAAAUGGGACGAUACAUGGCAGGGAGGCUACCAAAGGCGGUCUACAAGGAGUAUCCGGGGGAGACGCACUAUACUAUUUGGAGAGAAGAACUGGUGACGGAAUUUCUAAAGGACCUGCUGGGUUGAAAGAACAAACGCCUUCCUGAUGAGGUUUCUGGUAGCGGUGUGUCACAGCAAUUAUAUGUUUUUGGUAGAUACAAGUCAUCAAAGGACGCGAAAUCGGAAC
This is a messenger RNA of Fusarium oxysporum Fo47, 1123 nucleotides long. Its product is annotated as Alpha/Beta hydrolase protein. The transcript has a single exon. NCBI's taxonomy places the organism in Eukaryota, Fungi, Ascomycota, Sordariomycetes, Hypocreales, Nectriaceae. The record is from RefSeq and is a predicted model, not a curated record. Bases 1 to 1023 code for a protein of 340 amino acids.